This is a messenger RNA of Nicotiana tabacum (common tobacco), 1670 nucleotides long. RefSeq lists its product as uncharacterized. NCBI's taxonomy places the organism in Eukaryota, Viridiplantae, Streptophyta, Magnoliopsida, Solanales, Solanaceae. The record is from RefSeq and is a predicted model, not a curated record. Gene Ontology annotation, molecular function: ubiquitin binding.
GAUGUUCCCAAACUCAAAGGGAUACAACUCCUCAUCUUCACUAUAUAAAAAGAAGCACACCACAAAAGGAGAUGCAAACCAAAGCCACCAAGCUAAAAGGUGUAUCCCUAAAGAAAAGCUUCGAAUCUCAAGACCUUACAUCACAUGGGAAAUUAGAUUGAAAGAUUGUUGUGAGUCGAAUUGUUUUACACGGAGAUUAAACAAUGUCUGCAAUUGUUUGCGGCAAGAGAUCUUUCUUUGAUGAUUUACAAUCGCCGUCGCCGACUUCAGCGUCGCCGCCUGUCUCGAAGAAGCUUCGCUGUUCUUCCUCCACUUCUCCGGUCCGAUUCUCCGCUUCGCCGCCGCCGCCGUCCACGUACAUCGAUCAGCUGAGAGCUUUAUUUCCUGAUAUGGACAGUCAGCUUAUUGAGAAAGCUCUUGAAGAGAGUGGCAAUGACUUGGAUGCAGCUAUUAAGAGGCUACAUGAGCUUCACCUUGUGUAUGCCAAUGGGAAGUCAGUUACCGAUGGAGAGAUGGAUAAUGGAGAAAACCCAGCUAAUGGCCCAGAUGUCCGAUCUGAAGGUCCUCCUCUCCAGAAUAAUCUUCCAGCUGAUGGUGCAGAAUGGGUAGAGUUGUUGGUCCAGGAAAUGAUGAGUGCUACAAGCAUAGAUGAUGCUAGGGCUCGUGCCACAAGAGUGUUGGAGAGCCUAGAGCAAUCAAUUAGUGUGCAUGCCGGUGCAGGAGCAGCUCAAAAUAUUCACAAGGAAAAUAUGAUGUUGAAGGAGCAAAUUGAGGUGCUUCUUAGAGAAAAUACCAUUCUCAAACGUGCUGUUUCCAUCCAGCAUGAACGACAAAAGGAGUAUGAUGAUAGAAAUCAGGAAGUGCAGCAAUUGAAGCAGUUGAUCGCUCAAUAUCAGGAACAAUUAAAAACGCUUGAGGUGAAUAAUUAUGCUUUGAAAAUGCAUUUGCGCCAGGCUCAGCAAAGCAACUCUAUUCUUGGACGGUUCCAUCCAGAUAUCUUCUAGUGUUGAGACACAUUCAGAUAAAGAUGUGGAACAUACAAAGACAAAGCCCGUUGGCAUCUUGUCAGCCAUGAUAUAGGAUGUAUUAAGCGAAUUCUAUACUAAUAUUGUUUUUUAGAUUGAGAAAUGGUUUGCAUGUUAAGUUGAGGCCACUUUGGUUGAUGAUCCUGAUUAAGUAAUGAGGAAUGGGCAUUAUCCAAAAGGCGAAGGCCUCAAAUGUGCUAGUACAACUGAUAUCAGGAAACUGGAGAUUAAAAUGUCUAAUUUUGCUUUCUGCUAUUCAUUUGAUAUCAGGAAACCGGAGAUUAAAAUGUCUAGUUAUUUCAUAUGCAAAAUCAUCCACUUUAUAACCUGUUCUUUUCAAUUUGAUCGACCAAUGUGAGAUCAGAAAUAUUACCCUCAAUUUUCUAUGGUGGUAACCAUCUACUUUGGCAGGCAGAUGAAGUACUCUUUUCUGGCAAUAAAGCACCUGGUGUGAGUUCUGGUCGAAUAGCUGGAUUCGGGAGAAAAUUGAUCAACAGAGAAUCCAUGUGCAUUCGGAUCCCUUUAGUUGUAUCUGAUUCUGGUUCCAUUAGGUGGUAGAAUUACGUAGGGAGAUUAAAGUUGGAGUAAAUUCACUUGACUCCUUUAACACAUUCAGAUUGAAAGAAAAAUACCUCUUUCACUUUA